Molecule: messenger RNA, 1956 nt
Organism: Trypanosoma theileri
Lineage: Eukaryota; Euglenozoa; Kinetoplastea; Trypanosomatida; Trypanosomatidae
Product: syntaxin binding protein 1
Exons: 1
Coding region: 1-1956 (651 amino acids)
Biological process (GO): vesicle-mediated transport; intracellular protein transport
Cellular component (GO): plasma membrane; secretory granule
Molecular function (GO): syntaxin binding
Source: RefSeq, a predicted model, not a curated record
AUGCCCAUUCAAUCGGAGCCAGGGAGAGCCAGUGGUAUUCGUGGUUGUGUUCGGAGUUAUCUCUUCCAACAAAUGCUGGAUGCUGUUCCAGGUUCUUUUAAAAUUCUUAUCUGUGAUUCAACUGCAACGCGAAUAUUAAAUAGUUGUAUGCGAGUACAUGAACUUAUGGAACACGGUGUUACUUUAUUGGAGGAUCUUAUGACACCACGUCAACCUAUUAUUAACAGUCCUGCUAUAUAUUUUUUUGUUCCUGAGGAUGCAUCAGUAAAUCGUAUUAUUGAAGAGUGGUCAGUAAAAGAUCCUUAUAAGGAGAUUCAUAUAUUUGCGUUAAACAAUACACCAGAUCGUUUUUUACAACAACUUGCACAAUCACGAAUGGCAUCAAAGGUAAAAAGUUAUAAAGAUAUGAUGCUAGAUUUUUCUGCUCCAGAAACAUUGGUUUUUCAUUUAAAUAUGCAAAAUGAAAUUCCUCAAUUUUUUUCACCAGUUCUUCCUCCUUCUAGGGAACUAGUUUUAGAUAUUGCAGCAUCUCGUUUAUUAUCAGUUUUUCAUACUCUCAAUAAUGGUGUCCCUGUGAUUCGUUAUCAAGGCAGAAGUAAUAUUUGUGAAGCAUUUGCAAAAACUUUUCUAAGUAAGUUUGCUAAAUUAUGUCAUGAUAUACCAGAAUUUAAGAAUGGGAGUGAUGGUAGUAAUAACCCAAUAGUAAUUAUCCUUGAUCGAUCUUUUGAUUCUGUUGCUGCACUUAUACAUGAUCGUACAUAUCAAUCUCUAUUAGAAGAUUUAAUGCCUCUAGAAAAUAAUAUGUAUGAACAAAGUUUUAAAAAUCGUUUGGGAGAAGAAUCCAAACGACAGUUUGUACUUGAUGAAGAAGAUUUAUAUUGGUGUCAAUACCGUCAUCGUUUCUUCGCUCAUUGUUUACAAGAAUUACCAACAACAUUAAAAAAACUUCAUCAAGAAAAUCCUACUCUUGCUCAAGGUGUAACACAAGCGGCUAAUGUUGCUGAACUUGGUAGUGCAGUUCGGGCAUUACCAGAGUUUCAAGAAAAACAAGGAAAAUUAUCACUUCAUAUUGAUAUUUGUACAAAACUUAUGGCGAUUUACCGAGAGAAUCGACUUGCUGAAGUAUGUGAAGUAGAACAAGAUAUUGCUGCAGGAAGAAAAAAUUUUAAAACCAACUUUGAAAACGUUCGACGUUUAGUUAAAGACUUGACAAUACCACAAAGUGUACGAUUACGACUUUCUUUGUUACUAGCUGCGGGUAGUGAUACAACAGAAUUUUCACAAAUGAAAAAACAACAACUUAUUCAAGAAAGUGGAAUAAUGGGAGAUGUUUCACAGUUUGCUAAUAUUGAUCGUAUAACAAGUAGAGUUGGAAAACUUCGAAAGGAAAGUGCUGAGAUGGAUCAAAAAAAGAAAAUGGGGAGCAGUGCCACUGGUGAUGCAGAAGGCUUAGAUGGUGAUCCAUUUAUUAAUCAAGCAUAUCUCAUUAUGGAAGCCUUGGCAAAGAAUACACUAAGCACUGCAGACUAUCCUGUACUUAACUCUCCAUAUGAAUCUAUGAUGUCUGCAGGGGGAACUGGAAUGCAUGGUGACUCAGCAGGUGGAAAGAAAACGCUUCGUAUGGGAUUGGCAUUAGCAGCAAUGAGACGUGAUGCUUCACUUGGUGCGGAAGAUGGAAAUGGUGGUGGUGGUGGUGGUAAAUUUUCUUUGACAUUAUCCUCACCCCGAAACACUGGAAAGAAAACUGGUAUACUUGAGUUAGCGGGUGGAGCAGAAGGUAGUGUUACUCUUACAAGUAAUCAGCGUAUUGUAGUAUUCGUUUUGGGUGGUGUGACGUGUGGUGAAAUGCGUGCUGCUUAUGAGAUUUCAAAAAAAUUGGGACGGGAGGUAAUUAUUGGAGGAACAUCAAUACUUCGUCCUGAGGUGUUUAUAAAGGAGUUAAACGACCUAAAGUAG